Planococcus citri (citrus mealybug) is the source of this 824-nucleotide messenger RNA. RefSeq lists its product as uncharacterized. The transcript is spliced from 4 exons. Lineage: Eukaryota; Metazoa; Arthropoda; Insecta; Hemiptera; Pseudococcidae. The coding region runs from base 114 to 668 and encodes 184 amino acids. The record is from RefSeq and is a predicted model, not a curated record.
CAUCCACACCAUCUUCCAUAAAAUUUUGCAAACUUUACAAACUAAUCACUCGUAAUCAGUCUAAUCAGUUAUCUCAGUGACUUGAUGAUCUGAAGUAUUUAAUACACAUUUUCAUGGCUAAAAAAAUCGAUCUUAGAAAACGAGUUUUGACAAAAAAUUCAAAUAUGGCAGAACCUUUCGUCACAACCGAUUUCAUCAGAAUGCUUUGUGCUAAAAUUGAAAAGUGUCCAGAUUUGAAAGUCUAUCAUCUUGUGUACAUGCAGGACCACUUUAAUGAAAAGCCUACAGUUGGAAAUAGCGAACUGAAAAUUUCCGAACUUUACUUCAAAGUAGAAGUGAUCCUCGGACAACAAGUGUCCUCAGACGAACAACAACGAAAAAAAGAGGCAAAGAGGCCCGUUUGUACGGAAGCGGAGCAAUUAUUAGAUAUUGUGAGUGAUUCUGGAGAAGAUUACACUGAGUUUCCAUUAACUGAUGAUCAAAGAAAACUCUUCUCUGAUGCUCUGAAAUCCGAUCUAUUACACAGAUAUAAUUACGUAGGUGGUCCGUAUUGCACAUUUAAAUCCAUUGAAGAAGUGCGCGAAGAUGCUCGGGAAAUUAUAAAAAUACUUCCAUUAGGAAUGAAAGCAAGAGCUGAAUUGGGCUUCUCAGGGAAACGUGAUUAUUGAUUAAACUGUUGAUCAAUUUGAGUGUGUAACAAGUGUGUUAAGUACAAUGUGAUUCGUCCUCCAUUCCUCCAUUCCUAAUUCCUAUGUACUGUAGUUCAACUAUGGAAUAGUUCACUUACAAAAUGUAUAAAAUAAUAUAAAAUUAAUCCAUGGAAA